AAUAACAAAAAUACGAAAACAAUUAGGGAAUUCUUUUAAACAUGGUUUGGACCAUUUCAAGACCUGAGAGCAAAGGUUUAAACAAAGACACAAGAUGGGAUCGCAUUCGAAAGAAACACACAAACAAUUUGAAUAUGAAAAGUUCUUUGGUUAAGAAGUUCGUCGAAAUGGAUUUUGUCGGUCGAAAUAACACAAAACUUUUGAAUGGAGAGAUUGAGUUGAAGAAUAAUUUGAAUCCACACCUAGUCAUGGACUUGCGACAUGAAAUGUUCCAGAAGAAGCCGAAUAGAUCGUCAAUGAAUGUGAAGAAAUACAAAGCAAACACAGACAAGUGCAUAAUGCACAAUUUAGAAGUCGAGGAGCGAUACAUCCUUAAUGAACUCUCCAAAUUUAGAGCUCAGUUGGAAAAGAAGCGACAACAGUAUAAAAUAAAACCGGUAACUUUGGAUAGCGAUAGUGAUCACUUUAGGCUAAACAACGUUGGAAUUCUUAAAAGUCUUGAGAACACAACGAGGCAUAUUGAGGAUUUCUAUCGGGCUCCCCAGGAUGCAAUGGAGCAAUUCGAAAGUCUUGUAAGUCAUGUAGAAAUGGAUAACCAAAAGUUACCAAGUGAAGAGGAGAGUUUGUUGGAUUCCGCAACUAAACAGCAAACGGAGAAUGGAGACUUGCAUUGUGUUCGAUUUGAAGACAAGGUUGAAAUAGUAAAAUAUAGUAGAGAAGCUUCAACUUGUUCGAAUACCAGCAAUGGCAUCGAUUCUGUUAUUUCUGAUUUGGCUGAAGAGGCUCUCAAUGAAAUCGAGAUGGAAAAUGCAAUUGAAGACGAUGAUGGGAGAACAUUUCAAAUAGAAGGAUCUGCGCUCAGAAAUAAUCUAAUUGAUCCUUUGAUUGUGACUAAAAUGCUUCCCAAAGAAGAGCUUCAAAUAAUUGAGAAUGAUGAUGCAACAAAUUCCACCGAAGAAACUGAAGAAAGUGUUACAAAUGAACAAAAUGCUAUUAUUGAGAAUUUGUUCCAAGCGAGGUCACAUUCAAAUGGAGUUGUUCUAAGAAAUUAUUUCCUGAAAUGGAUCCACUACACCACCAUUCAGAGAAUUGAGAGGCAGAAUAUGUCAAGUCGAAAUGAUAGGAUUCAUAAGAUAAAUAAUUUUCUGGAUCACAUUCGACGAGAGAAAAAGAACCAGGUUACUACAUCGAAGGUAACGAAGUCAUCAAAUCCAGAAAAUAAAAUACAAUCGAUUAACAUCUCGAAAAAAUACCAAUCAAAGAUAAAAAUCCAACAGGACAUUAUAGACUUACAAAAGAUGAAGCUAGAACGUCAGGAGCGACUUAUAACCGAGCUCAAAUUGAAUAAACUCUCCGAUGAAGCCAAGGAAGCUCGUCAGGAGAUAAAAGCAGAGCUGAAAAAUGCACUCAGGACGGGUGAUUCUAAGGCUCGAGCUAAGGCUAAAUGUUUACAGAUCAUGGGUAACUUAAGAGAUGAAGAGGACGAUGAAUUCACGAGGCUCCAGGGUAGAGCAAUGUUACAGCCGAAGUUCUUGUCAAAUAUGCAGGAACGUGCACUUGUUAGGAGUGUGAAACAUGAGCAAGCUCGACAGCGUCGCUUACAUCAAGAGGCUGAACGAGAAGCUGCAAAAAUGGCACUUGAAGAAGCAAAGCGACAAGAAGAUGAAGAAGCAAAACGGAUGCGAAUGGAGGCCCUAAAGGAAAAACGUAGAAGAGAAAAAAUGGCCAAGGUUCUAAAAGAACGUGAACACCAGCGAGCCAUUGAGAACAACAAAAAAGCCCAACAAUUCUGUCGCCAUUAUCUUCUUCGUCGUAUAGGAAUGGAAGGUUUUAAAAGGCUUCUCCAGAGGAAAAUACUCAACCAGAAGAAAUCUGAUACCUUCAGAAAACAAUUACUAAAGAAAAAUACUUUUAAAGCUUGGAAAAAUCUUUAUUUGACCAUAGUCCAGCGGAAAAACUUUAUGGCUAAUGAAUUGCAUGACAAGAUUAUCACUCGGACAGUAUUUCAUGCUUGGGUGAGAUAUUUGAAUGAGGAAAGGAGUAAAUUCUUAGUGGCAGUUGAUUGGUAUGAAUUGAAGUUAAACCAAACCAUUAUUACACAAUGGUUGGGUUUUACAAAGCUGCAGAAGAUGGUGGAGGACGUGAAAAUGAAGCAAGCUGAACUUCACUAUGAAUGGCACCUCAAAUGGAAGGUGGUAGAUCGUUGGCAGCAACUGCCACAAAUUCUCAAACUGGAGAAAGAAACAAAUGAACGUCGACAGAGGUGGAGGAUGAAGAUCUGGGAGUUACUUCCUGAUUACACACCAAAUAAGGAUUUUUAAAGUUUGAUUCAAUUAUUUUGUUCUUUUACAUUUUUGUACUUAAUUGAAAUAAAAUAAUUUAGGACACUUGUC
Messenger RNA from Eupeodes corollae, 2393 nucleotides. RefSeq lists its product as uncharacterized. The record is from RefSeq and is a predicted model, not a curated record. Gene Ontology annotation, molecular function: phosphatase binding. The transcript is spliced from 5 exons. The coding region runs from base 42 to 2321 and encodes 759 amino acids. NCBI's taxonomy places the organism in Eukaryota, Metazoa, Arthropoda, Insecta, Diptera, Syrphidae.